Messenger RNA from Gymnodraco acuticeps, 7204 nucleotides. It is a transcript of the gene cilp2, whose product is annotated as cartilage intermediate layer protein 2. Lineage: Eukaryota; Metazoa; Chordata; Actinopteri; Perciformes; Bathydraconidae. The transcript has 10 exons. Bases 169 to 3921 code for a protein of 1250 amino acids. The record is from RefSeq and is a predicted model, not a curated record.
CUCAGCAACUCCCUUCACAUGAGCAAGGAGCAGCAGCUCUGCUCCAUCACUCACACCUGAAGCGGCUACAUCAGCUUUAACUGAAGAAUCAACACUUAUUGUUAUUAAAUUAAUGUCAAGUCUGUAGAGGAUCAGAGAAAAAUCAACUGUAACUGAAGGUGUGGUACCAUGUUGGAAUUAAACAAGGUGGCACUCCUGCUGUCUGUCAUGGUUUCAGCUGCUCUGGGCCAAGGACCUUUGAGGACCAGGAGCCCGUCAGACAGGAGCAGGAGAGCGGCCCUCAACACCUUCACUGACACACAGACGACAGGCGUGACAGAGUGGACGUCUUGGUUCAACAUCGACCAUCCUGGGGGGAAUGGAGACUACGAGCGUCUGGAGGCGAUCCGGUUCUAUUACAGGGAGAGGGUUUGUGUUCGGCCCGUGGCCAUGGAGGCCCGCACCACAGACUGGGUUGCAGCAGCAGAGACAGGGGAAGUGGUCCACUCCAGUCUGGAGAAGGGCUUCUGGUGCAUCAACAGAGAACAGCCUCAGGGCCGCGUCUGCUCCAACUACCAUGUCCGCUUUCAGUGUCACCCAGUGCAGAGCUACUGGACUGACUGGAGUGAGUGGGGUCCCUGUUCAACCACGGUCUGUAACGAUGUCGGCAUCCAGGUCCGCCAGAGGAAAUGUGUGAACACGCAGCCCAUGCCUCUCCUGUUGGUGCCAGCGUGCCAGGGACACCAUUCAGAGAGGAGGGAGUGCUCCAACCCUCCAUGUACAGCCAAGUGGAGCCCGUGGGGUCGAUGGGGGAUGUGUUCAGUGACCUGUGGUGGGGGUCGCAGGAUCAGGAGGAGGACCUGUGCGAGGAGCUCAGUGACGGUUCAGUGUUCUGGACGGCCCGCUGAAAUACAGAAGUGUAGAAGGAGUCCAUGCCCAGCCAAAUGUCAGCUCCGGUGCACUGAGGGCAGCCCCUCUGAGGACUGCAGCCGGUGCUCCUGUGAUAACCACAUACUGCAGGGGGAGGUCCAUAGUGUGACCGGGGCUCCUGUGGCAGAAGCCUUGGUGGCUCUGGCCAGCAAGCCCACAGUGACCCUAGCCCGCACAGACGCCAACGGUCAGUUCAGGGUCACAGGAAUCUGCUCCUCCAGCUCUACCUUGAUGUCCAUCAGGAAGGAUAAGUUUGCUCCGAUCACCGUCUCCACCUCAAGCAACACCACAGGGUUGUCUUCGGUACGAGCAGUCCUCAAAUCAGCUGAAAAGCCAUACAUCGUGAAGCACCCGGAGGAUAAAGUGCGUUAUGAGGGAGGACGGGUGAUGUUGUGCUGCAAGGCAACGGGAUCACCAGCACCUGACAAAUACUACUGGUUCCACAAUGGGACUCUGCUGGACAGGAAGGUGUACAAGUAUGAAGAGGACCUCGUUCUGUGGGACCUAAAGCCAGAGCAGUCUGGGCUGUACUACUGCAAGACCAGCAGCUCUGCAGGCAGCAUCAAGUCCUCUGCAGCCCUCCUCACUGUGAUGGCAAAAGGAAAGCCAGCAUGCAAUUCCACCCCUGAGAGGCACCUCAUCAGACUGCCGAUGGACUGUGUUCAACCGGGGACCGACUCCAUGCACUUCAACGCUGGCCGUUGCCCUCAUAACAAAUGUUCUGGCUCCCUGGACUUUGAUAUGCGCUGCAAAGAUGGAACUGGUUUCUGCUGCGGAGUCCAAAAUAUGGAAAGUCGAAUCAUUGACUGUGGGAGCUACAGCCUCCCAAUCCGGGCUGUGACACAAUGCAGCUGUCAGAAAUGUUUGCAGCCUACUGUAAUAGUCCGUGGCAGAGUGGUCACAGCUGAUAAUGAUGAGCCUCUGCGUUUCGGGCACAUCUACAUUGGUAAAGAGAGGCUGGGCACCACUGGAUUCCAAGGAGGGUUCACUUUGCACAUUAAUCCUGAUACAGAGAGAUUGGUGGUGAAUUUUGUUGACCCCUCUCAGAAUUUCCUUGACACUCCCAAGGUGUUCCUUCUUGAUAAGAAAGGUGGGUCCAUCUACCAUAAUGUGAAGGUGAUGAGAAAGAAGACACCUAUUGAUAUCAAUGCAGGAGAGACCAACUAUAUUAGUCUAGGGGAAAUUGAAGGGGAAGACCCCAUUGGUCAGUUAGUUAUUCCUCCCAACUCCUUCCACAAGGAAAAUGGAGAACUCUAUGAGGGAACUGUAAAAGCCAGCGUCACAUUCAUUGAUCCAAGAAAUAUCACUACGGCAGCCGCAGCCCCCGGCGAUCUAAACUUUGUAGAUGAUGAGGGUGACAUGCUCCCUUUGCGGACCUAUGGCAUGUUCUCUGUGGACUUCAGAGAUGAGACCAACAAGGAGGUACUUGGAACUGGAGCUGUUCAAGUUCUUCUCGAUACGCAGCAUGUCAAAAUGGAAGAACACAUUCCCAAAAUGAAACUGUGGUCUUUAAAUACGGACACAGGAGUCUGGGAAGAGGAGAGUGACUUCUCCUACACCACAACAAGUGCUGGUGGUCAUGGGCGGAGCAAACGAGAGGACCGCACGUUCCUAAUAGGCAACAUGGAGAUCAGAGAACGUAGACUCUUCAAUUUAGACGUGCCAGAAAACCGACGAUGCUAUGUUAAAGUCCGUGCCUACAUGAGUGAUAAGUUCUUAUCUAGUGAACAGCUUGAGGGUGUUGUGAUCACCUUGAUAAAUUUGGAACCCAAACCUGGAUUUUCCUCUAAUCCUAGGGCAUGGGGUCGUUUUGACAGUGUCAUAACUGGAACCAACGGGGCCUGUUUACCAGCUUUCUGUGAUGCCCAAAGGCCUGAUGCUUACACAGCUUAUGUCACAGCAAUGAUGGGUGGGGAAGAACUGGAGGCAGCUCCUUCCUCACCUAAGAUGAAUCCAAACAUCAUUGGAGUGUCUCAGCCAUAUCUGCAUAAAAUAGACUACCAGCGGUCAGAUCAUGAGGAUCCAGCUCUGAAGAAAACAGCUUUCAAAAUCAAUUUGGCAAAGCCUAACCAAAAUAAUUUUGACGAGACCAAUGGGCCAAUAUAUCCAUAUGUGAAUUUAAUCGGUUGUGAAAAUGCCCCUUUCGAUGCAAAUCAUUUCAGAUUCUUUAGAGUGGAAAAGGACAAGUAUGAAUACAAUGUUGUUCCCUUUGAAGAGAAUGAUUUGACGACCUGGACAGGAGACUACCUCUCAUGGUGGCCUAAUCCCCAGGAGUUCAGAGCAUGCUUCAUUAAGGUCAAGAUCCAUGGACAGAAGGAAGUGAUGGUCAGGUCGAAGAAUUCGGGAGGAACACACCGAGAAACUAAAGGCAAACUUUAUGGAAUAAGAGACAUCCGCAGCACCCGGGACAUGCGAGAGGCCAACACCUCAGCAGCCUGUGUAGAGUUCAAAUGCAGCGGCAUGCUGUUUGAUCAAGAUGAGGUAGACAGAUCCAUCAUAACACUCCUCCCACAGGGGAACUGUCGCAGGACGGGCACCAAUGGCCUUCUACAAGAGUAUCUCAUCAAACAUCCACCAGUAGCCCACAACAACGAGUCACAUGGAUUCACCAUGCUAGCCCCUUUUGAUCCUUUGGGACACAACUAUGGCAUCUACACAGUCACAGACCAGAACCCAAGGGUGGCCAAAGAGAUUGCUAUAGGCCGCUGCUUUGAUGGCACCUCAGACGGUUUUUCCAGGGAGAUGAAGUCAGACUCUGGGGUGGCGUUGACCUUCAGCUGUCCAGAGAGGAAAAUUAACAGAGAAAGCCUUUUCCAGCGUCUGCAGACCAACCCGGGUCAGACUCUGUCUCAGAUGGCGAGGGACAUGAGGGAGUCAGCAGGUCUGCAGGUGCAGGGAUUAUCCAGCCAGAUAGUGGCCUAUCCUUCAGAGCAGCGGGGCAGGGCCCAGAGUCGCAGAGUCAGCUCUACAACCAGGAGGAGAGUGUCCACGCAAACACAGCAACGCCAAUAGAUGUUUCAAGGUCUUCUGUCAAGACUCAUGACAAGGAUGACAUCAAAUCAAGGAUGUCGAAGUUGCCCAUCUGUUCAUGAGUAUGAUACUCCUUCAUAACUGUGGAGGCAUAACACUGAAGCAGACAGCAACUAAGCCAAAUGAAUGAGAUCGAUUGAAGAUAUUGUUUAGACUUACCAGUAUACUUACUUGAAGGGAUUGGUAUAUUGUUUCCUCCUCCCUCUUAAAAGACAUGCAAAUAUUUGACUAUGUGUUACGCUGUGACUGGCAUUUACUUAAUAAGCUUUUGUCUGAGUUUAUGUAUGAAGAAAAUAGACUGAAGUUUGGCAUUGUUACUUUUAUAGAUCUCAUUUUUAGCAUUCCAAUUUCUCCAUGGCGUUUUGCUGAUUUCUCUCAAAGCUUGAGUUUAAACCAAACUGAAAAUACUACGUAACGCCCCAAGCACUUCAUGAAUGGCCAUUGCUUUCCAUUUAAAUGUAUUUUCAAGAUCAGAAAGGAACCAACUUGAGGCCCUUGUUGUCUGCAGAAGACACCGAUUCCUUUUUCUACAAACCAGAAAAAAUCUCUCCACCUAAGGGACACAUACAGGCAUGCCACCCAGGGAACAGAGGAUGUUUUCAGUCAUGCUUCUUAAUGUUUUUCACUAGCAUGCUAGAUUGCCAACUGUGAUUCAGUCAAACGUCCUUUCACACCUACUUAAAAUGUGCAAGAACAAGACCAUGGCAAAAACAAGCAUUUAUCUUACUAGAAGCAGGCAGUCUAAAAAAAGCAUAGUUGAUUUAGAGGUAUGACAUAAUGUACAGUAUGUUUGUCCUCUGCACAUUACAAAGUAAAACCAAAGAAAAUGUUACCUAAAUACAUAUUUCCAAAUAUACCAGUUUUCAGAAACCAUUCGAGAGACUUAUUCAGUGUCUAAAGGGAAUUUUGUUGUCAGUUAAUGCGCUUGUGAGCUGCCUUUGCAUCUGUGUGCAAGUGCAAUAACUAUAUAAUUUAACUUGAGCGCUCAAAUUAGCAUGUAACAAACGAGUACAGUACAUAAAGAGUGCUGCAGCUAACUGAAACAAGAACUUAUUUAGUACGUGAGGCAGAUAAUGUGGUAAAGGUGUGUGUAGGAGAUCUUGUACAGGAUUCUUCUGACACAAAAUAAUUUAACUCUCAUGUAAUCAGUCUUCAACGCUCUGAACUGCGCAGGACCUAUUAACCUUUUUUAUACUUUGCUGCAUGGCUCAGAAGAUUAUACAAUUCGUACACUACAGCGAUCUUUUCAACUACAGAGCAAUCUUUCUGGUGGUUAAACUCGGUGAACACUUAUUUUCCUUUACAAGACUUAUUGUAUGAUUCUGACAAUUAAAGAGUGAACACACUUGUGGACUUAAAGGCCAUGUUUUCAUAAAUCCUGUUAAUGAGAUAUAUUGAGACAGAAUAUUAGAUUUAAAUAACACAAAUAAAGCUAUUUACAUUGAGGUUGGUGAUAGGAAGAAAUGUCCCUUUGUCAUAAAAGUGCAAAACUUGUUAAUGCGCAAAAUUGCAACUGCAGACCCAUGGGAAAAGGCUCUUCAAGCUGAACUAAUUGAAGACCAUAUGAGGGGGGGAAUGGUCCAUGGAGAAACCAGGAGAGAUUGAAUAGUAAACAUAAGCCUGCUGUUAAUUAAAAAGUAAAUUACAUAUCCUCUUGAGAACUAUUAAAACAGUUUGAACCUGACUUUCACAAAGAGAAAAACAAGUUAAUUUCCAAUGUACAAAGGAUAGAGUUAAGUCAUCAACAAUAUACUGAGCCCAAGAGGAGUAUGGUCAAACCAUUAACUGUACAGGUAACCAUUUAAGCUGAUUACCUUAUCAUUCCUUAUAUGCAACAGACAUAUUGUUUGUGUGGUGCCAUUGUGAAGUUAAAUGCAAGAAAUUCAAGCCAUACACUAUAUUGUAACCCUACACUUAAACUUGGCCCCAUGUCGAAAAAAACAAUAUUUUUCCAUUAUGAACUAAGAGCAGCACACUCCAGAAAAACACUCAAGAACAGCUUUAAAGGGUGAAAACAUAUGGUACCUUGCCAUUAUCGCUGACCUCUGUAAUCACAGGACUGUGGGCCGUCCACGACUCAGAUCUCCAGAUGAAAACAAACAUUUUCCCGAAGCAGGCAUAGCAUUGACAGCGUACAGAAAAGAUGAUGAUUGAAUCCAGGUGUGGGAAGAGAUAAGUCCUAUAAAAAAAGGAAUGGUUGUGUGAGGUCAGCUGAGGAGGCCCAACAGCUGUAGAGCAACUGGAGGAAAUGUUAGACCAAAGACAUCAAGAGAAAAAAUAACAGCAAGAUUAUCUAGCGAUGGAUUUAAUCAUUUUUAGGAAACUGUUUGGUAAAGGGAAAAAAAGAAAGGAAAAUAUUAGUGGUCUUUGGCCUCCCGGACCAUCACUUACAGAAUCUUAGGCUUCAAAAGAGGUUGCACAUGGAAAAGAGCCGAAAAAAACUUUGACAGGAGAAUUGUCUUAUUCAUGAGGAGAAGCUAUCAGGGGAAUUUGGAGGACAAGGUAGCAAUAAUAGGAUAAGCUAUUAUGUAAGGAUUUGCAUGGGAAAGUUAGCUGAGCUCUCCAAACAGUUACUUUGUCUUCUGGGGAUCUUCAAAGGAGAUCAAAAGACCUCUGCAAUGUUUGGUUUAAUGAGUAAAGAAAAAAGUUUCCAAAGUCUUUAGAAUCAAGUAGAGAAUUGAAGCCUGGUUCCAAUAGAUAAAACCCCACUGCAUAGAAAUACAAAUGUUUAUCUCAUCAAAUUGGCUAAACUAUUGUUACAGAUGUAGCCGACAAUCAAGUCUAUUUAUCCCCUCAGACCUACUGGCUAAACUUGGGUUGUUUUUGCAACAACAACACAAAGUGGAUUGCUUUUUUAAACCAGAGUUUGCCUCCUUGUCAAAGAAUGGGGCUGCAUGUAAAGCUAGGCAGCACAAUUUAACCUUAGGGCAAAUAAAUACUCCCCCUCCACCAGAAACCACCAAGAUUUUCUCCGUAAAUGAAGCAUGAACCGAUUUAUCCAUUUUCUAUUCUGAACAGUCCAGCUGGUCUCAACCAGACCAUAAUUUAUUCAGGGGGUCUUUCUUAAACCUUUCCACCGCUGUCUGGAGUUUGUGAAGAGUUGUAUAUUUGUCACUGUGCUCUAGGGAGUAGAAGAAUUACAUAAAUAACUUGUGAUAAUACUCUGUAAACGCUUAAAUAUUGCAUGUCGAUGCAUCUUGUUUCUCUCUGAAUUAAGUUUUUAUUUGUAAAUUGUGUAUUGUAUGAAAUCUACUAUUAUUGUACG